AUGUCAGACACCGAGUCAACAACGCCUUCGGAAGCUGGCUCCCAGUCCAAGCGGCACAGGAUGAAGGCAUUCUUAAAGGAGAACUGGGCCAAGGGCGUCGACAAGGCCCAGGAUGAGAUGCUCAAGGGCAAGAUCAAGCUCCAGCAGUCCCUCGGCCUGGGCCACAAGCCCAACGCCAUCCCCCCGGGCCCUCCCAGCAUCACUGGGGACCAGCGCCCCGUCCAUCUCGCCUGGCACCCCGUCGGCGGCUUCGCCGGCAAGUGGUUCGCCGAGGAGACGGGCCUGGGCAAAAUGAUCACGGAGAAGAUCCAUAAGUACCCGGACCCCAGCCAGCACUGGGGGGUUAUCGUCGGAGACUUCUGCCAUCAGUUGUGGAUGGACGAGCAUCUCGACGUGAUCUACAUCAACGAGCAGAUCAAGCGAGAGGAAUGGACCUUCUACGACGUCGGCCACACAACCUUCAACGACGAGGCACUGAGACAAACCGGCGAAAUGGUCAUCUACAGCAUGCGCGCCAAGAAGGCGGCGUACAACCUCAUCAGCAACAACUGCCAGAACUUCGCCAUGCUGAUGCUCAACGCCAUCCACGUGGGCGCGCACCGCGAGUUCGCCACCAGCUACGCCGUCUGGCAGAGGGCCACGGGCAAGGGCAGCAUCCGGGACCUGUUCAAGCCCGACGACGCCACCUCCAACGACGAGGAGGAGCAGAAGCCGCCCGAGGCGGGCCACCAGGAGGCCAUGCAGCACGCCCAUCAAGUGAUGGAGCAGAACACCACCCACCUAGACACCCACGGUCAUCACGACCAUUGUGGAUGUUAG
Messenger RNA from Thyridium curvatum, 819 nucleotides. RefSeq lists its product as uncharacterized. Lineage: Eukaryota; Fungi; Ascomycota; Sordariomycetes; Thyridiales; Thyridiaceae. The record is from RefSeq and is a predicted model, not a curated record. Bases 1 to 819 code for a protein of 272 amino acids. The transcript has 4 exons.